AUGAGAGUGGAAAUGCUGGCCUUUGUUGCUCUAGUGAAGAGAGAGCAAGAGGCAGCAGCGAGAGAACGUGAAAAAGAAGAGAAGGAACGAAAGCAGAAACAGGAGGAGCAGAAACGACGCACCCGGAUGUUGGAAGCAGCCUUUGAUGGGGAUGUGGAUGAGAUGAAAGCAUUGUUAAAGGAGGUUUCUGAUCUGGACUUCAAAAACGGAAUCAGAAAUGAUGAGAUGGGGAAAGUGAUUCAGCGACGGCACCAAUUAGCACUGGCAGAUUGUACUGACGCACACGGCAACACACCUCUGUCAGAAGCUUCCGGUGGGGGACAUCCUGAGGCCAUUCGGUUCUUGAUUGAAAAAGGAGCUAACCCCAACUCAAAGGGUGCUUAUGGAAGAACCCCACUGUACAGAGCAGCCUUUGGUGGGCAUCUGGCAGCACUUGAAAUGUUGUUACAAUUUGGGGGGGACCCUCGGAUCUACGCAGAAGAUGGCAUCACACCUGAAGAGAUAGCAUCCACUGAUGCUGCCAUAAAAAUUCUUCAUGAGUGGGACAUCAGUACGACCGUGGCGCUGGGGGAGAAGAUAGAAUCAGAGAGGCAGCGGAUAUUAGCAGCUGAGAAGAAACUGAAACUGGAAGAAACGAACAGGAUUCAGAAUCAGAUUUCAGAAAUCACAAAGGAACUGGCCCAAUAUCAAUAUGAGCUGCACAAAGCCUACUGUGAGCUUAACAAACGCAUUAAUGAACAUGACAAGUGUGUUUCUAAAAACAUGAGUAAAACAGACAUCACACUACAGGCUAUUCAUGGUGCAGAGGAGCUGUUGGCGGAAAAGAGAGCAGCAGUAUCAAGGACAGAAGAUAAACUCUCCUUGGCCAAGCUGGAGCUGAGAGAGAAACUGCAGAGAGAAGCAUCCUUGACAAAGCCUAUAGGGGCCCUGUGUCACAUUCGUGAGCUGGAUGAUGUGCUACUGAAGGAUGUUGGGAACAAGAUCAAACAAGAUGGCAGGUGGCCUCUCAUUAUUGACCCAUCAGGCCAAGCCAGCAUCUUCCUGCGAUACCGGGACACCAAUUUUUACGACGCUCUCAAUCCUGGGCACAUGCAGCCCCAGGUUCUCCGGCUCGGGCUCCUUGGAGCCAUAAGGUACGGGAAGAUGCUUGUGAUCGACAUGAUGGAGGUGAAUAUGUUUGAAGCAGUGAGCAGGAUAUUUAAUCAGAUCGAAGCAGGCCUGAUGGAGAAGCUACUGAAUAAGGAAUUACUGCAAAAGGACAGUGUGGCCACCAGACAUAACCUCUCGCCAACAUCUUCAUUAUGGAGACGCCGGGAUAGACCUGGUGGAGUUCAGCAACUGGUAUUUGCCAAUGAUAAAGCCAGUUGUAGAGCCUGCUUGAAGUCCAGUGGGCUCCAGCAAGUUGGUACUUUGCAUGGUUAUAUCAUUCAUGCCGUGUACCAGGAGCAUCAUCGAGCUUAUUUGCAAUUGGCCAAAUCAAUCGGUAACCACACCGAGCAGCAGCGAGCCUGGGCUCUGAUUGGGCGCAGCUACUUGUUCCGACAUGAGAAGGACCAAUCGGGUGAAGCUCUGCAGGAAGCUCAGAAGGCCUUUAUAAAGAGCCUUGAGAUCCUUGACCACAAGCUGCAAGCUCCUAUUAGAUCUGCUCCAAGCAAGGAGCCAAACACUUCCACAUCCAAGAAGUCCAACAAACCAGACAGUGGGAACUUUGCUGCUGAUCAGUCCACUCUAUCUCCUGUCAAUGAUUUGCAAGGAAGAGGAGACAAACCUUCUGAGAUGAUAUCAGUAGAUUCACGUUACUUCACAUCAGUGACACCACCUCAGCCUUUAAUGUAUGCCAUAAAAGAGGCAAAGAGUGAGAAUUUAGAUGUUCCUUUAACCUUCACCUCAGGCAGGGAGGUUUAUAGGGGCCCAACCAAUCAGGAAAUUCCUUCUAUGAGUUCUGGGAAAAAUGAGCAGUCAAUAGCCAACAGAAACCUAAAUUGGGGUGGCAAGAACGUAAUGCCUCAGAAUAACCAAAUCAGACUGGAGCAAGAAUAUCAGCCUGAUAUUGCAUCACAAGUGAGGGAGGCGAUUGCAGCUGGCCUGGCGCAGGCAGAUACAUCCUUCCAAAAAAAGAUGGAUGUACUUCAACAAAUGGUUGAGACAAAUAACAAAAAGACAGAACAAGCAGUUGGUCAAGUGUGUAACUCCGUGAACAGAGUUAAAGUGAACCUAGAGAUCGUGGAUUCCACCCUUGAGACAAUAAACUCCAGACUACUGGAAUUCCAACAAAGUAUUAAGACUGGGCUGAAGGAUCUUACCAAGGAAGUUGGCAACUUGGCUUUUUCACUGACGCAAAAGAGCACUGACAAUCAGAAGAACUUAGUUGAGUUAUGUGCUGACAAUCCAACUUCCAGAAACCUGCAUUCCCCAGGCCCAAGGUGGCAUAACUCAGAAGGAUUUGACAAAUAUUAGGAGCAAAGAAUACAUCAUGGGUUGUGGAUGAAUGUACAGUCACCUCAAGGAGCUAGGGAAGAAAGGAGGGCAAUAAAUAAAAUAAAGUGAGGUAA
Chiloscyllium plagiosum (whitespotted bambooshark) is the source of this 2552-nucleotide messenger RNA. The record is from RefSeq and is a predicted model, not a curated record. Lineage: Eukaryota; Metazoa; Chordata; Chondrichthyes; Orectolobiformes; Hemiscylliidae.